This is a messenger RNA of Leptosia nina, 3456 nucleotides long. The record is from the annotation of a GenBank genome assembly. NCBI's taxonomy places the organism in Eukaryota, Metazoa, Arthropoda, Insecta, Lepidoptera, Pieridae.
AUGUCCAAACGAAAUAGUGUAGGGACGGCUAAUACAUUAUUUAACUACUUUUCUAAAACACCUCCAAAUAACAAAAAGGUUAAAUUAAAUCUAAAUGUUGAUACUGCAAUCAAAGUAAAUCCGGCUUCGGACAUUGAGAAUGGCUCAGAAAGUAUGAAAAGGGAAAGGCAGAUAACACCUUCGCCUGAAGUACAACAAAAUAAAGAGGAUGAAUCUCCUAUUGCACCUAAAAGGAGAAAGAGAAUUCGUCUUAACCCUUUAGAUUCUGAUGACUCUGAUGCAGAAAAUAAAGUAGACAAUAAAAAUGAAUCUCCUACAGAAAAGACAUCAUUUGGCAAGAAACUGCAGGACAGUUUUAAGUAUGAACCAAAUGAUUCACCUAAAGGGAAGAAAACAAAAAAAGAUAAUGUACCUCAGAUUAAGUGUGAUCCUCAAGAGAAACCUGUGAUUGCUGAAGAAGGUGAUUGGGUGCACUGUAAACUGGAAUGGCUGAAACAAGACAAAAUCAAGGAUGCUAAAGGGCGGAGGCCUGAUCAUCCAGAAUAUGAUCCCACUACACUUUAUGUGCCUAAGGAUUUUAUGAACUCGCAGACACCGGCACAUAGGCAGUGGUGGGAAUUGAAAUCGGCGCAUUACGAUUGCGUUUUAUUCUUCAAAGUUGGCAAAUUCUACGAGCUGUACCAUAUGGAUGCUGCAGUAGGCGUGAACGAACUCGGCUUUUCUUAUAUGAAGGGUGAAUUUGCCCAUUCCGGGUUCCCUGAGAGUGCUUACGCCCGUAUGUCGUCGACCCUGGUGUCGAAGGGUUAUAAAGUGGCUCGCGUGGAGCAAACUGAGACUCCUGAUAUGAUGCAAGAGAGAUGUAAACGAGAACAAAAGUCGAGUAAAUAUGACAAGGUGGUGCGUCGGGAGAUAUGCCAGGUAGCAGUCCGCGGUGCUCAAGUGUGUGGCGUGCAAGAUACAGGCCCUGCUGACUCCAACUCGGCCUUCAUGAUGGCCAUUGCCGAAGAGGAAAACAACGGUAUCAGUACAUACGGUGUGUGCUUCGUGGAUACAUCAAUAGGCCAGUUUCACAUGGGCCAAUUCAAGGACGAUAAGCAUUCCUCCAGACUGCUCACAACACUUGCUCACUUUCCACCGGCUUUGACAGAAAAGGAAGGAGAUGGAUUUUCAGACAAAAUAGGUAGGAGUGCAUCUUGUGUGCAGUCUUUGUCCUCCACUGUUACGAAAAAGAUAAAAAAUACUGCUUCUGCUAUCAUCUACGAUCGUAAGUCAUGCACUCUACGCACUAGCAAACUCCUAGCAACGCACUGUCAUAGCGCGAGAAGAGAGACGCAGACCAUGACCCCACCCGAGAAGACUUUGAAACUCUUAGCCGAGAAGUAUUAUAUGACCGGUGAUAACGGAGAGUGGCCAGAGGGAAUAAAAUCGUUUUUACAUGAAGGUGACGCACUGGGUUUGACCCCCGCACCAAACUGCUAUCUGGCCGUCAAAGCUCUCGGUGGUUGUGUGGCUUACCUCACCACUUGUCUACUGGACAUACAAAUAUUAGGAAUGUCCCAAUUUAGUGAAUACUCGCCACCUGAUGUCUUCAAUACGAGCAUGACCAUGAGUCAGACGGAGAAGACCAAUCUGUGGACAGGAGGUACGACAAUGGUGUUGGACUCCAUCACUCUGAGAAACCUAAGAAUUGUUCAGGACGAGGGUUGUCUCUAUGACAAGCUCAAUAUGUGCUCUACACCUAUGGGAAAGAGAUUACUCUAUCAAUGGGUUUGUUCACCGAGUAGUGACAUCAAAGUGAUCAAAGAACGGCAGGAAGCAAUCAAGGCGCUUUUCGAAGACCAGAACUUGUGUCAAGAGGCUAAGAGCGUUCUUGCUUCGCUGCCAGAUUUGGAACGGUUGUUGGCAAAGGUCCACGCGCUUGGCAACUUAAAGAAAUCGAAAGAACACCCCGAUUCUCGAGCAAUCCUAUACGAGGAGAAGACCUAUUCGAAGAGGAAAGUUCUAGAUUUCAUCUCCAUACUCAACGGAUACAACGCGGCGCUGAAGCUCAGUGACCUGUUCAGUGAGACUGACUCAGCACUUCUGAAGAGAAUUACCCAGCUCGCUCCAGAUGGCAAAUUCCCGGACUAUACGAAGACUUUAAAGUUCUUUAAGGAGGCGUUUAACCAAGCUCAAGCGGAGAAGGAAGGCAUAAUUCUUCCUGGAGCUGGUGUGGACCAAGAGUACGACAACACGUUACUUCUCAUCAAGGAUAUCGAAGAUGAACUGAAGGAGUAUCUUGCUGAACAGGAAAAAUAUUUCAAAUGUCGUUUGAACUAUGUGGGAUCCGAUAAAAAGAGGUACCAGAUAGAAAUACCACAGAACGCAGCCGCUAAAGCUGCUUCGGACUACCACCUGGAAGGCGCAAGGAAGGGUUUCAAGAGAUUUUCGACAGCCGAAACUAAGGACUUCUUGGCGCGUAUGAUGGCCGCUGAAGAACAAAAACGCGUCGUACUAAAAGAUUUGAGCCGCAGAAUAUUCGAGAAGUUCUCAAGUCACUACGCGCAGUGGUCUAAUGCAGUGCAAUGCAUAUCUACGCUCGAUGUGUUACUGUCCCUCAGCGAAUUUGCCCGGCUGCAGACUGGCGAUGUUUGUCUACCCGAAGUUACCUUUGAUUGUGAUGCACAGCCCUACAUAAAUAUAGUAGAAGGACGUCAUCCAUGUAUACCGAUAGUGAACGAUUUCAUCCCAAACGACACAGCACUAGGCGAGGACAGAAGAAGUCUACUACUUCUUACAGGACCAAACAUGGGCGGGAAGUCUACUCUCAUGAGACAAGUUGGAUUGCUUACUGUCUUGGCACAUUUGGGUAGUUAUGUACCUGCGCAAGAGUGCAAGUUGAGCUUAGUGGACCGCAUUUUCACGAGGCUGGGCGCGUCGGACGACAUUUUGUCCGGACAAUCUACCUUCCUCGUUGAAAUGAACGAAACGGCUGCCAUAAUAAAACACGCUACACCACACUCUCUAGUUUUGCUAGACGAAUUGGGUCGCGGUACGAGUACAUACGAUGGUACCGCUAUAGCGAGCGGUGUCUGUGCUGAGCUGGCUGAACGACAUUGUAGAGUUAUCUUCUCUACUCAUUACCAUUCUCUCGUUAAACACCUGGGCACUCACUCCGCAGUACAGCUAGGUCAUAUGGCGUGUAUGGUAGAGAUAGAAGAAGUAACGGAAACAGAAGAGAACAUUCCAGAAGAGACGAUAACGUUCCUCUACAAGUUGUCGCCUGGCGCUUGUCCGAAAUCCUAUGGGUUCAACGCGGCUCGUCUGGCAGGCAUACCCCCAGAGAUUACGCGCAGGGCCAGGGCGAUAUCCAAACAGCUGGAGACGGAGGCUAAUAUCAUCAGGGCGUUUAAGAAUCUCAUGAAGGUAGAUCGACCAGCUGAUGUGAAACAGUUACUCGUUGGGUUGACUUUAUGA